This is a messenger RNA of Limanda limanda (common dab), 3896 nucleotides long. RefSeq names its product microtubule associated monooxygenase, calponin and LIM domain containing 1 (gene mical1). The transcript is spliced from 23 exons. Gene Ontology annotation, molecular function: protein binding; FAD binding. Bases 20 to 3841 code for a protein of 1273 amino acids. NCBI's taxonomy places the organism in Eukaryota, Metazoa, Chordata, Actinopteri, Pleuronectiformes, Pleuronectidae. The record is from RefSeq and is a predicted model, not a curated record.
CCGCCUCUCCUCCUCCACCAUGGCGAGCCAGGACCCUGUCAACCCUUCACAUGCUGCGUUUGACCUCUUCGUCCAAGCCCAGAGCUGCAAGGACGUGAGGCAUCACUUCGCUGAGCUCUGCAAGCAGCUGGACGUCAACCCCAGAGAGUUCAGGACCUUCUACAUCAAGGUCAAGGAGAGGCUGAACUACUGGAAGGCCAAGGCUCUGUGGACCAAGCUGGACAAGAGGGCGACUCACGCAGAUUACCAGCAAGGAAAAGCCUGCACCAAAACCAAGUGUCUGGUGUUGGGUGCCGGACCAUGUGGGCUGAGGACGGCCAUCGAGCUGGCCCUGCUCGGCGCUCAGGUGCUGGUGCUGGAGAAGAGAGAGUCCUUCACCAGGAACAACGUGCUCCACCUGUGGCCCUUCACCAUCUGCGACCUCCGCGGCCUCGGAGCCAAGAAGUUCUACGGCAAAUUCUGCACCGGCUCCCUGGAUCACAUCAGCAUCCGUCAGCUGCAGCUGGUUCUAUUGAAAGUGUCCCUGCUCCUCGGGGUGGAGGUGCACACGGGCGUGGAGUUCCAGGGCCUGAUUGAGCCCUCAGGGGAAAACGGUUGGAUGGCCAAGCUGCAGCCUGCGGCUCAUCCUGCUGCAUCCUUCCAGUUCGACGUCUUCAUCUCUGCAGGAGGAGGCAGAUUUGUCCCCGAUGGUUUCAAACAUAAGGAGCUGAGAGGAAAGCUCGCCAUCGGCAUCACGGCCAACUUCAUCAACAGGAACACGGCGGCCGAGGCCCACGUGGCCGAGAUCAGCGGCGUCGCUCGAAUCUACAACCAGAAGUUCUUCCAGGAUCUGCUCACAGAGACGGGUAUUGAUCUGGAGAAUAUCGUCUACUACAAAGACGACACCCACUACUUUGUCAUGACUGCCAAGAAGAAGAGCCUGCUGAAGCAAGGGGUCAUCAAACAGGACUCCGGUGACGCCGAGGAGCUGCUGGCUCCGGCCAACGUGGACAGCGAGGCUCUGAACCGCUACGCCCACGACGCCGCCCACUUCUCCACGGGCGGCCUGCUGCCCGACCUCCAGUUUGCGAAGAACCCGAACGGCGAGCCGGACGUGGCCAUGUUCGACUUCACCUGCAUGCACCGCGCCGAGAACGCCUCCCUGGUCCGGGAGAGGAGGGGCCGGAAGCUGCUGAUGGGGCUGGUGGGAGACUGUCUGGUGGAGCCAUUCUGGCCUCUAGGAACGGGCAUCGCUCGGGGCUUCAUGGCUUCCUUCGACACCGCCUGGAUGGUGAGGAGCUGGGGAAUGGGAGUCCCGCACCUCAAGGUCCUGGCUGAGCGAGAAAGCAUUUACCAGAUCCUGUCUCAGACCACCCCUGAAAACACCAGCAAGAACUACGCUGGGUACAGCAUCAACCCCAGAACCCGUUACCAGAGGAUCAACCUGACCUCCAUCCACACCGGCCAGGUGCAGCACCUUUACGACGCGGAUAAAUCCCAACCGUCCAGCAGGAAGCAGAAGGACAAGGGUUCCUUCCUGCGUCACGAUUCGAUCCGUGGUUUUGAGGAUUUGUUGAAGUGGUGCCAGACUCACACGGCCGGUUACGAGCACGUGAAGGUGACGGAUUUCUCUCAGUCCUGGAGGUCGGGCCUGGCUCUGUGCGCCCUCAUCCACCACUUCAGACCCCAGCUCAUUGACGUGAGCUCCCUGGAUGAGUCCGGCGCCGCUCACAACAACCAGCUGGCCUUCGGCAUCCUGGAGAGGGAGCUGGGCAUCCCCCCCGUCAUGUCAGCCAGUGACUUCGCCAACAGCGGUCAGAUAGACAAGCUGUCGAUGGUGCUGUACCUCACGCAGGUGCAGGACGCCUUCACCGUGCUGGCCAAGGAUAAAACUCUGGACCCGGCUCGCUUCCUGCCGCCUCCCAAGACGCUGAGUCUCUCCCGGACGCAGACGGCCGUCUUCUUCCUGAGCAAGCUGAAGCACAACUCUCUGCAGAGACGCAAGGAGAAGCUGGCAGGAGACAAACCAACGGGAGCGAGCGACACGAGGAUGGAAGAUGAGGACAGAACCUUGGUUCCUGCUGUGUCCCCUGAGCUCAGUCCCAGUCCCACGACUCCUCCUCCUCCUGCUCCCGCUCCUGCUCCUGCUCCCGAGCCGUGUGCCGGCGGGUCGAUGCCGAACAGCGACGGCUGCUACUUCUGCGGUCAGAGGGUUUACGUGGUGGAGCGCAUCAGUGCUGAGGGCAAGUUCUUCCACCGGAGCUGCUUCACCUGCCACCGGUGCAGCAUCACACUCCGACUGGGCGGGUACACCUUCGACCAGGCCACAGGGAGGUUCUACUGCGAGCUGCACUCUGAGGAUCUGGUGAACCGGGCUGAACCAUCUCGUCAGGACAGCCAGGGAGUGGACAAGGGGACGACUGAGGAGAACGGUCUGUCCAGUGAUGAUUACACACUGUCUCCAUCGGACGAGGAGUUCGAGCACACGUUGGACUGCGGCCCCCCCCCCUCCUCUCCUGCGGCGUCCCACAUCUGUGACGGGCAGGAGCGGCGCCCACCAGGAUCCAGAGGAGAGUCCAGAGAGGCUCCUUUCACAGAUCCUCCUCCUGAAGCCCGGGUAGCAGCUCCGGCCGAGGAGCCCAGCGCGCCCUGCCCGGUCCCCAAGCCACGCCUCUCUCGGCAGCCCAGCCCCUCCCCUCCCGUAGCCAAACCUCGCACGAUCCACCUCAUCAACCCCUCGGCUCCAGAGACCCCCUCCCCUGCGACGCCCACCCAGGAGACCUCCAAGGCGGCGCCCGACUCCAGACCGAAGCAGUCGCUGCGGAAGCUGCAGCUCACCAACGAGGAGAAAAGCCUGCUGGUGAAUCUUCAGAGCUUCAGCAUCGACUCGGACUCCGAGACCCCCGGAGGAUCCUCCUCCUGCUCCUCGUCCUCGGCGACGGCGGGAGGUCCGAGCCCCCCCAAACCCGGGGGCCUGGACGGGCAGGAGGAGGAGGGCUACUGGAGCAGCAGCACCACCGGGCACAUGCGGGAGAAGAGGAACCGCCGCUGCUUCAAGAGGAAGGAGAUGCCGAGCGGCCAGACCAGAGAACGAUCCAAGUUCUCCCCCUGGAACCUCUCGUCCCCGAGGAUCAGCCGGGACACGCGGCUCAGCGUCCACGUCCACCGUCCAGGGAGAGUGGAAACGACUUUCCGACACGUGCACAGCGCCUCGGAGGAAGGAGCCGACGGAGACGACGACGAGGACGAGGACGACAUGUUUGAACAAGAUGAUAUCGACCUGUACGAUGAGAAGACUCUGCCGUCGGACCCCGUCGAGGCCGAGAAGAUGGAGUUCAUGAAGAUGAGGACGCUGGAGCGACGAGCCAAGACCAGUGAACUACAGCGAUUGCGCAAUGCACAGUCGAUCCAGCGGCGACUGGAGGAGAUCGAGGUGACCUUCAAGGAUCUGGAGGAUAAAGGUGUCGUGCUGGAGAGGACGCUGAGAGGAGAGGCCGGCAGCAGCGGCUCCCCCGACAUGAUCGAGCAUUGGAUCCAACUCGUCCACGAGAAGAACGCGCUGGUUUCUGAGGAGUCUGACCUCAUGGUGGCGUCUCGACAGCUGGAGCUGGAGGACAAGCAGAGCAUGUUGGAGCUGGAGCUCAGGAAGUUCAUGGAGCUGAAUGACAAGACGCAGGAGCAGGAGGUGGAGGAGGAGCGGGUCCUGCAGCAGAUGAUCGAGGUGGUGGACAUGAGGGACUCGCUGGUCUCCUUCCUGGAGGAGAAGAGGCUGAAGGAGAUGAGCGAGGAGCAGGAGGCCUUCUCCAUCAUGGAGGCCAGACGGCACUCCAAGGCAGGAUCUCAGGUUCACUGGGCAUCAUAAGACUCCUCCCCCCGUACAAACACACUGACACACACACACACACACUGACACACAC